Messenger RNA from Teleopsis dalmanni, 1575 nucleotides. RefSeq lists its product as uncharacterized. The coding region runs from base 149 to 1153 and encodes 334 amino acids. The record is from RefSeq and is a predicted model, not a curated record. The transcript is spliced from 2 exons. Lineage: Eukaryota; Metazoa; Arthropoda; Insecta; Diptera; Diopsidae.
UAUUGUCAGAAAAUUAUAUUCAAAAAAUUUAUUUCUAGUUUAAAUCAGAGUGGGUUUGGUUACGAGUGCGCAACCUAACAAUUUGUACCAAAAAUUUUAGUUCAUUUGAGAAAUUUUCCGUCAGAUUCUUUUAUCAUUUCGUUUUAAAAUGUUUUCCCGCCGCUAUAGACGCCCCACAUCAAACCAAAAUGAGGCUGAGCAAUUCAUGAAUACAAGCCUUGGCCGCAUGCUGUAUUAUACAGGUAAUUUGGUGCCUUUUACUCGUCAGGUUAUUGUAAUAAAUGCAGCCGUUGAACCGAAUCUGUACGAUGCAAAAAUUUUUGAUAAGCUCAAUAUUGGAGAGAUUCUUUCACGAACUACGUGUGAUAUGGCAGCGAUUCAUAGAAUGCAGCACAUCACAGAGUAUACUCUCUUCGAAUGUGUUAUCUUAAACCAUUAUAUAACAGAUGAGAUCGCUGUCGAAUUGGCGCUUAGAGUUACUACUUACAAUGGUUUAUCGCAGCCGUCACGGAUCCAACAGGAACAUGCGUACACCAUUAUACCAUCUGAUGACGAGAGUAUUGAUGUACAGCCGGAGGAGAAUAAUGAAUACAUGGCUGAGUUUUUGCGAGAUGUAGAUACUGCUGACGAAAUAUCUAAUGCAGACCAAGUUGAAGAGGCAGAACCAGUAUUUGAUUUACACCAUCAAGGCCAAUACAACUUAUUUAUGCAGGAUGAGGUUGCUAUAAACGGUGUUAAUGUUCCAUAUGUAGUUCCAGGGCAAUCGCACUCAACAGCAGUAGAGGCGAAUACUCUUACAAACCAACAGCGGGCACAGCGUGUAUAUGAACUAUGGAAACAACUAUUGGCAAAGGGUCGUUUACCAACUGCGUUCGAAGACAACGGUGGGUCCGAUCCUGAUGCAAUUAUAAAGCAUUAUGAAAAAUUGCUGGCAGAAUGCGAUGAAAUGAACAGCAAUAUUGCAGAACCCGCAUCAGAGUCACAUUCUGUAGUAUCCCAAGAUUCAUUUAACUUCGAUGAUUACUUCUCAGCUGAUUAUGGUGAUGAUUAUGAAGUCGACGCAGCUACUUUAAGAGAUGUGGUGGAUGAAGGUCUUUACAACUUUUACUUCCUCACUGAUAGUAGCGAAGGAGAAGACUCUUUGUUUGACUAGUCAUAGAGAAAAAACAAAGGGUAAUUCUAAAAACCACCAAAAAAAAUUCAAUGCAAACAAUAUUCUACAUAUAUGAUGAGUGUGAUGGCGGCGUAGUAAAUAAGAUGAUGAAGGAUUCGAAUUUUAAUGUUAAGAAUGGCAAGUUUAAAAUAUUAAUUAAAUUUAGAAAUUUGGAAGUGUUGGAAUAGGUACUAAAUUGACUGGUACGUAUUUUUCGUGAGAAGUGUAUUAUACUAUGGUAUGUUUUGAACUCCACAGAGGACAUGCAGCUUGAAGUAAAAUUUUAUAGUUUUUACAACCCAAAAAAAUAUUUUAAAGUCAUUUUAAGUAUCGAAUACCCCCAAAUUUGUUAGUACCAAAUAUUUGAAACAUUUUUGAACUUGUCUAAAUAAAUCAAUUGUUAAACUAAAGUGUAUUACAUA